GUCAGGGGCGGAAAUUCUCCGUUCACACUGCGUGGCUUACAAUCCUCCAAACCGUGUUUCUCACAACAUUCCCUGCUGGCCAGAGCGGAAUUGAUAUCGGGCGCUUUACCUAGUUACGCAUCUACAUCUACACCUAAACCUCAAAAGACUUCAUGUACCAUUAAUAAUCCGCAAUAA
Trichoderma gamsii is the source of this 177-nucleotide messenger RNA. RefSeq lists its product as hypothetical. The annotation marks the transcript as partial. NCBI's taxonomy places the organism in Eukaryota, Fungi, Ascomycota, Sordariomycetes, Hypocreales, Hypocreaceae. The transcript is spliced from 2 exons. The record is from RefSeq and is a predicted model, not a curated record.